Messenger RNA from Cynara cardunculus var. scolymus (artichoke), 953 nucleotides. Its product is annotated as VAMP-like protein YKT61. The record is from RefSeq and is a predicted model, not a curated record. Gene Ontology annotation, biological process: endoplasmic reticulum to Golgi vesicle-mediated transport. The transcript has 7 exons. Gene Ontology annotation, cellular component: Golgi apparatus; membrane. NCBI's taxonomy places the organism in Eukaryota, Viridiplantae, Streptophyta, Magnoliopsida, Asterales, Asteraceae. Gene Ontology annotation, molecular function: SNAP receptor activity. Bases 101 to 706 code for a protein of 201 amino acids.
ACAGCACAGCAUAAGGUUCGAAAAAUCGAUCCCAAAACGCCUUCUGAUUGUUCAUAAAGCAAAAACGUGAAGAAUUUCUUCGAUCGGAGAAGAGAAGAGGAUGAAGAUCACGGCGUUACUUGUGCUGAAAUGUCAUCCGAUUCCAGACGGGUCGGAUCCGGUGAUCUUAGCGAACGCGACAGAUGUGAAUCAUUUUGGGUACUUCCAGAGGGUCACCGUUAAGCAGUUCAUCGUGUUUGUUGGUCGAACUGUCGCCAAACGGACCCCACCUAACCAACGCCAUACCGUCCAACACGAAGAGUAUAAGGUGCAUUCAUAUAACAGAAAUGGUUUAUGCGUUGUGGGCUUCAUGGACGAUCACUAUCCGGUUAGAAGUGCAUUCUCAGUGCUGAACCAGGUAAUAGAUGAAUAUCAGAAGAAGCAUGGUGAGUCAUGGAAGACCAUACAAGCAGAUACUACUAGUCAAUGGCCUUAUCUUAAUGAUGCUUUAACCAAGUUUCAGGAUCCUGCUGAGGCAGACAAGCUGUUGAAAAUUCAGAGGGAGUUGGAUGAAACUAAAAUUAUCCUUCAUAAAACCAUUGAUAGCGUCCUUGAAAGAGGCGAAAAGCUGGACAGCUUAGUCGAAAAGAGUUCAGAUCUCAGUGCAGCUUCACAGAUGUUCUACAAGCAGGCAAAAAAAUCCAAUCAAUGUUGUACUAUUUUGUGAAAGCUAGUUGCAGGUUCUCCUUUCUUCCUUCCACGGUUAUGAAGCGUAACUCUUGGAGACUAUCAACUUAUGGGAGGUAAAUCUCCCCUGCCCUGGAUUUAUGCAGGCUUGGGUUCAUGCUUUUUGUUCUCAUGUAUCUAAUUCGUUUUCAUUGUUAUUUAGAAUGUUAUCUUGUAAAUAAGAAGUGAUCAAAUAUCAUGUCAUAAUGUUAAUACAUUGCUUCUGUUUUCAAGAUUUCUGAUGAUAU